Molecule: messenger RNA, 963 nt
Organism: Durusdinium trenchii
Lineage: Eukaryota; Dinophyceae; Suessiales; Symbiodiniaceae
Source: the annotation of a GenBank genome assembly
AUGUUGUGCGGGGAGUGCUUGGCUGCACUUGUGUUGCUGCCCCAUUGCUCGCCUGCAAAUCUUGAGGAGGCUUUGCCAGGAGAAGUUUGCUGGCGAGUAGGCUUAGCAGGUGGAUCCACUGUGCUGCAUUUGGCGGCGCAUUUGGGGGGAACCAGGGAGAGGCUCCUUGCUCCCAUCUUGGAACGGUGUCCUGUGCUUUUGAACCGUGCGAACUGGGCGCAGGAGAUUCCGGCAAUGCUGGCGCCGGCAAUGAUGCGACCUACUUUGCAGCCCCGAUCACUUCACGCCUUUGAAGCCCUUGGAGCUUGCCCCGAGGGUGCUGGCGUCGAGGACCGCAUCAAGGUUGCAACUGCCGGUGUUCUAGGUGAAGAUGCCAGUGCUACUGACGACCAGCUGAAGGGCGAAAUGUGUGUCAUUUGCAUGGAGGGCCCAUCAGAUGGUGACACACCCUUCACUCGCCUUUAUUGUGGCCAUUGCUUCCAUCGUGGUUGUUUGGGUGGCUGGCGCGCGGAGGGACAGAAUGGAGCAUCGUGUCCUGCCUGUCGCAAGCCGCUGCCAGAGCCAACAGCUCGUGCAGAGGCUGGGGGUAUCACACUGCUGGAGUUAGCAACGCUUGGCAACGACAACAACUUCGCAUCUUUGCUGCUCUCAGUGGGAGCCGGUGGCAAGGCGACAAAGAGUUCCGAAAUAACUUCUUUGAUGUGGGCUGCAGCCUCUGAGGGGCCUUGCACAACCAAUCUCUACCUUCGGAUGGGUUUGUGGAAUUUUGAACGUACUUCAAGUUUUGAGCCAACACCAUGGCAUGGAUAUUUACAGCCUUCGGCAUGCCGCCGGCCACCAGCUCGAGCCCGCAUUGGCAGGCAGCUUAAUGAUACAAUACCCUGCUCAAUCAUACUUGUUGGUGCAUUGGAGUUGCACAUUUGGCUGGGUGAGUUUGUUGAUGUUUAUUUCAAGGUUGUUUGA